Labeo rohita (rohu) is the source of this 2347-nucleotide messenger RNA. RefSeq names its product integrin alpha-M-like. Gene Ontology annotation, biological process: cell adhesion mediated by integrin; integrin-mediated signaling pathway; cell-cell adhesion. Bases 819 to 1685 code for a protein of 288 amino acids. Gene Ontology annotation, cellular component: external side of plasma membrane; integrin complex. Lineage: Eukaryota; Metazoa; Chordata; Actinopteri; Cypriniformes; Cyprinidae. Gene Ontology annotation, molecular function: integrin binding. The transcript is spliced from 10 exons. The record is from RefSeq and is a predicted model, not a curated record.
GACUAGAGUUAAUUUUACUCUGUGAAUUUUACUGUGUAUAAGUAAUUUUGCAACUACAUGUUAAUCAGUUCUCAUUAGUUUGCAACUACAUGUCUACUAACUCUCAGAGCAGACUGUUAGGUUAGGUUUAGGGUUAGUAGAAUAAGCUGACAUAUACUUAGAAGAGUAUUAGAAGAUAUUAAGCAGACAGUCUACUAAUACUCUAAUGACUAGUUGAAAUGCAGUUGCAAAGUUACUUACUGUUAGUAGAAUGUCUAAAGUGGACUAUCAAAAAAAGUGUUGCCCUCAAGUCAAUUUCCAACCCUGUCACAGAGUCAGUGGUACUGGGGUCUCAGCCAUAUUCAGAAAACGGUGAUGGAAAUGGAGUUAAAUCUUAAUGUUAUAAUAUACCGUCAUCAAACUUACCACCACUGAAAUUCAAACAUUAACAACUGCACUAGCAGGCAGCUUCAACUGAACAGAAUUAAGGUGUUUUACUUCUGUUAGAUUUGUUUCGUCAUUUCUUUGUUACUUAAUAUAUUAUCAAAGUAUAUCAACUGUACUUUUAUUUGAAUAAAAUUCUUGAUAUACACAUACUCUUAAAGCCGUGAAUCAUUGGGUUCUUCAGACAGUGACAAUAAAACAACCACAGACGGCAUUUGAGAAUUUCUAUUCGGCAGACAGAAAGUCAGGUUUUUCAUUUGGAAUUCAAGGUUUUCAUUCUUUAAUCAUUCUCUUGGUGUCUCUACCAACAUCUUUCCACUGUUUCUGCUGUUUUCUAGACUCAGUUUCUGGGAACGUUCCUUGUGACGAUAUGGGAUCGUGACUGGUCUGACCGAAUGGAGAUGAUGAUCAUUGCCGGCAGUGAUAACAAUAGAAACACGACUGAUUCAGCGGUGAGGAGGAGCGUCCCGGUGCAGUUCGCCGUUGAUCUGGCGAUCAGUCUAGAGGCUGAAAACUCUGUGACGUAUCUGAACUUCUCUGUGGAGGACAAAGCUCCAAAACCUCUCAACAUCACCUACAAGGUGGAGAAUCUGGGUUUUAAAGGUCUACCGGUGUCGGUCACGUUCACACUGCCCUGUCAAACUGCACAUGUGAUUUUAACACAUCACAGCAUCAGCGUACAUGAGAACAAAACGUUGUGUGACUUCAAGCCAGAACAACAGGACGGUCACUGUGGGAAGUUUGAGUGUCGUCAGUUUAAUCUGCAGAAAACUUCAGCAGUUUACUUCAACCUGACAGCGCAGGCAGCUCUCCAUAACAUGACGGAAUAUGAGCGUAUAAAUCCCUUCAAAGAGAUCAGGAGUGAUUACGUGUUCAACAUCAGCGCUGAGCUCCACUACAACACAAGCCGCUACAACCAGACUUUAACCGGGCUGAAGGACAAUCCCCACCGAUCACAGACUGCAGUGACGGUGGAGUUGGUCAGUCCUCCCAAUCGACUGCUGAUCGUCUGCAUCGGUGCAGGGGGCGGGUUCUUCUUGCUCUUUAUCAUGUUGGUCCUUCUGCUGAAGUGUGGGUUUUUCAAACGAAAUCGCCCUGACGACUUUGAGCCAGAGGAUGACAAUUUAACCGCGGUUGAAGAUUCUCCUCUCAUGAAUGUGAAUGCUAAAGAAAAUGGAGUCAGUGAGAACGACAGCGCUGAGAAAGAGAACGGAGUGAAAGAGACGAGCCCCAGUCCUGAUCCUUCAAACACAGACAAAUAAAAUGUCAAUUUAUUCCAACGCAACAGAAGACAUUGGUUUGGAAUGAGCUGAGAAUGAUGUUGCAGUGGUCCAGUUGUAUGAAUAUAUGAUUUAAUGUUCAGUAUGUUUAGUUCAGUGAUAUGCAGUAUGUGUAGUUGGUCCAUGUCUUGUUUCAAGUGACUUAAUUUGUAGUUUAUUUAUAAUAACCCAGUUUUAUUCUGACACUUUUAUGGGCCUUUUUCUAUUAAGAAAGAUGGUUACGGCUUAUUUUAAGAUGUCCUUGUUACAGUGCAAGUAUAAAAUUAUAUUUAAGCACUGAGUAAUAUUAAUUAACUUCAUGUACUUACUACAUGGUUAGGAUUAGGAUUAGGAUUUGGCUUUUAAAUGAGUAAGUACAUGUAAUGUGUAACAAUGACCCCUUAAAAUAAAACGUUACCAAAAAAAAAGUAUUUGUCAUGCCCACAGACUGUUUUGUUGUGUUUUCUCCUCCCAUGUGCUCCCGAGAACUCCCCCUGUCCUUGUUUUGUCUGAUUAGUUAUUCAUUUCACCUGUGGUAGUUAAUUAUCUUGUGUUCAUAAGCCCCAGUCUGUUCACUGUGUCUCUGUCGGCUGUUAAACGUCUUCAUUGUGUGUUCCUGUGUUGGAUAUUCCCUGUGCUUCAUUAAUUAAAAACUUUUGAACAUU